AAGGAGAAGUUAAGGUUUUCAGUUUGACUUGUUGGUGUUUGAAACUGAAGGGUCUCAUGGCUUCAGGAUCCAAAUCAGUAGCCUCGAUCCUCUUGGCGCUGAAUCUUGUGCUGUACUUCAUUGUGCUUGUGAUUGCUUCUUGGGCAGUGAAUCAUGGGAUUCAAAGGUCUGGUGAAACAGCAUCUGUUUUGUCCCUUCCGGCUCGAAUAUUUCCGAUAUAUUUUCCGAUGGGAAACAUGACGACUGGUUUCUUCGUGAUAUUGUCUCUGAUUGCUGGUGUUGUGGGCUUCACCACCUCUCUCACUGGACUCAAUAACAUUUUCCAGUGGGAUGCUCCCAACUUACAUGCUGCAGCCAUGUCUUCACUUACUACAUGGGCUCUCACUCUAUUAGCCAUGGGAUUCGCUUGCAAAGAGAUUGAACUUGGAUGGACUGACUCAAACCUGCGCACCUUAGAAACAAUCACGAUAAUUGUAAGCGCAACUCAACUGCUAUGCACGGGAGUUAUCCACGUUGCUAUUUCAGAAGUUGUUCCUCCCAGAAUUGGAAGAGUAUGAGUUCCGGUGGUCGUGGUCAAACUUUUUUCUUAUGCAAAAGAUGUUCAUAUGAUGACUAUUUGCAUCAUGGUAUGUUAUUAAUUUAAUUUUUUCAAUUUGUAUCAUGCACAGUUCAAAAUUCAAAUGAAAUGCGCAAUUUAAAUUAUUAAA
Vigna radiata var. radiata (mung bean) is the source of this 707-nucleotide messenger RNA. RefSeq lists its product as uncharacterized. The transcript is spliced from 4 exons. Lineage: Eukaryota; Viridiplantae; Streptophyta; Magnoliopsida; Fabales; Fabaceae. The record is from RefSeq and is a predicted model, not a curated record. The coding region runs from base 57 to 557 and encodes 166 amino acids.